Molecule: messenger RNA, 1942 nt
Organism: Hippocampus comes (tiger tail seahorse)
Lineage: Eukaryota; Metazoa; Chordata; Actinopteri; Syngnathiformes; Syngnathidae
Gene: gpr174
Product: G protein-coupled receptor 174
Exons: 4
Coding region: 599-1555 (318 amino acids)
Biological process (GO): phospholipase C-activating G protein-coupled receptor signaling pathway; positive regulation of Rho protein signal transduction
Cellular component (GO): plasma membrane
Molecular function (GO): G protein-coupled receptor activity
Source: RefSeq, a predicted model, not a curated record
CCCUCCUCUCACUCACAGGAAGCUCUGUGUGGGCCGAAAAAGCUUCUGGGGCAGGCAGACAAGUGAGACAAAGGCACUGAGACAUAAAGAGGACAUUGUUUGAUCAUAGCAACAGGAAAUUGUGAUAUCUUAACAAAAACAAGCUUCAGAAAAAAGCAUGAAGAAUAGAACCAAAGAUGGAAAGUGAGUGGAUGGGAUGGGAUGACUGAUGGUUAAGACCUUCUGCUUCCUCUCCUCGUGAUGCUACAGGCCGUCAAAAUGGAAGACAGAUCGAGGGUGUCUUCAGUGCAACACACACUAGCAGUAGGUUGACCGACAGAUGCACGCAACAUGCUUUCAAGCUUUCGGAUGUAAGACUGCCCAGGAUUGCUGUUAGAAUGCUGACUUUUUUGUUUCAUUGAACUAAGAAGCUAUUUUUUUUUCUGUGAUACUUCUGAGGACUGGAUUGAUGACUACAAGUCUGAGUUUCUCCUCAAAAUGAUGGCUGCCAUGGACCCACCUAUUACUGGACGACGGCCAACGUGCCUGACACAAGCUCAGAAUUGAUCCACCAUGCCGUAUUGGCACCGCAGGGAAUAAGAUAAGAAGAAGAAGAACAAUGAAUAGCAGUUGCCAAAACGUUGUGGAGCUGCAGAUGUAUCAGCACCGUGUGUAUGCAGUGGUGUACAGUGUCAUCCUUGUGCCAGGCUUGCUGGGGAACAUACUGGCAUUAUGGGUGUUCAGGGUUUACAUUAGAGAAACUAAGAAGGCGGUAGUGUUCAUGAUGAAUCUGGCUGUGGCUGACCUGAUGCAGGUUCUUUCCCUGCCUCUGAGGAUCUACUAUUACCUGAACAACAGCUGGCCCUUUGGUAAUGCUCUCUGUAUGAUAUGUUUCUAUCUGAAGUACGUCAACAUGUACGCUUCCAUCUACUUCCUGGUGUGUGUGAGCGUGCGCCGUUGCGAACUCAUUAUACGACCACUGAGAUACAACGCCUCCAGGAAAAAGGUGGACGCGGUUGUGUGCACCCUGGGGUGGCUCUUGGUCUGCCUGGGCUGCCUGGCCUUCCCUCUGCUAAGAAACCCGGACUUCGAUGAGGACCUCGUAGCCUCAGGGCUCAGCCCCACCCGUCCUCAAACCGACACGGUGUGUUUCUCAGAGCUGCCCAUGCAGAUGGUCACUGCUUCAGCAGCCUGGCUUAUCUUAAUCAUCGCCGAACUCCUCGGUUUCAUCAUCCCCUUCACCCUGGUGCUAGCCUGCACCUGCCUGACCGCCGGGAGCCUUCGGAUGAAGACAUCCGGGGCCAUUCCGGACCAGGGGGAGAAGCGGAGGGCUUUGAGGAUGGUGCUAAGUUGCACCGCGGUCUUCUUGGUGUGCUUUGUGCCUUAUCACAUCACUAUGCCGCUGGACUUCUUGGCGAAGGCCAACACGUUGAGCAGCUGCACUCUUCGGGCCCUGAUCCUGAUAUGUCACCCUGUGGCACUCUGCUUGGCGAGCCUAAACUGCAGCCUGGAUCCCAUUAUGUAUUACUUCACAACAAAUGAGUUCUGGAGGCGACUGAGCAAGCCAGAAGUGUGAUUUCAAGCAGGUGAAUCUCUCAAGGGAUGGACUUGGUGUCAAUGACUUUUUGUUGAAGGAGCAGUAAAGCCCCGUGAUGUUUGCACUUUGAAGAAGGUAUAUGUAAUUUACAUCCAAAAUCAAAUGUGAAACAUGUCUUGACACUUUUUAGAAUGGAGAUGAGUGUAUUUCUUUUUAAACUUGCCUAUUUGUGGUGACGAGAGAUCCGUCGUAAUUUUGAAGGAGGCUAUCAGGAAAUAGAUGCAUGCACCCUAAACUGGCUUUUCUUAUAAAUGCAAUAUAAAAUGAACACACAACGCUUCUUUAAUUCGCACAACGAUGACAAUAAAACACAUGAAAUGAAUGUUAAAUUCAUCUUUAAUCACCAAACAAAUUGAGAUAGUUCAA